Molecule: messenger RNA, 324 nt
Organism: Colletotrichum higginsianum IMI 349063
Lineage: Eukaryota; Fungi; Ascomycota; Sordariomycetes; Glomerellales; Glomerellaceae
Exons: 1
Coding region: 1-324 (107 amino acids)
Source: RefSeq, a predicted model, not a curated record
AUGCAGCUCACCAUCGCCACCCUUGCUGCUCUCGCCAGCUGCGCCGCCGCCCAGUUCUGCGGCGUCGUCACAUCCCCCGUCCAAGGCUGGGUAGCUUGCUCGGUAGAGCAGUACCCCGUCAUGGACGCCGAAUGCAAGGCCAUCGGCGGCACGGUGUCCGGCCACAACCAAGAGGUCGGAAACCCCAGCUCCAACUGCAUCACGUACUGCAACAACGUUCCCACGGGUGGGCAUGACAAGACCGGCAGCAUCGCCGGCCGCCUCAGCUACCACGUCUACGUCGUCGACUCUUGCAACAGUUGCGGCUACUGCGGUGCUAUCUAA